CCACACGGCACACAACCACCCCCACACACGACAGGUGGUCGGUUUACCCACGUCUUCACCUGAUCACCCUGAACAGUUGGUACAACUUUAAACCCUCAGUAGCCGGAUAGCACCCGAAUCAUCCCAAGAUGACGCCUGUCCUGAGCGAGACGCAGCUGAGACGGCUUGAGGAGCACAAGUACUCGAUGUCUGGCGUUUCUGUCACCGAAAGAGUUCUGGAGGUGUUGUGGUCCUGGCUGGUGCAGAAGCUGCCGAUGUGGGUCGCCCCAAACCUCCUUACUAUGGCCGGCUUCCUCAUCAACGUCGUGACGUCACUGCUGUUGAUCAUUUUCUACUCACCAACUGCCAAAGAGGAGGCCCCAGCCUGGGUGUACGCUGUGUGCGCUGUGGGCUGGUUCCUGUACCAGUGUCUGGACGGGAUGGACGGGAAGCAGGCCCGCCGAACCGGCAGCAGCACGCCGCUCGGGGAGCUGUUCGACCACGGCUCGGACGCCGUUUCAACAGUUCUGCUCUCCAUCGCUACGGCCUGCGCCAUGAAGCUGGGACAGACUCCGGACCUGAUGUUCUUCAUGAUCUUCCUCACCAUGUUCGUGUUCUACUGCACGCACUGGGAAUCUCACGUGUCAGGGACGGUCAAGUGUGAACUCAUUGAUGUCGUCGAAGCACAAAGCUUCUCCGUCAUAGUCCAAGCCCUUUCUGCACUGCUCGGCCCUUCAUUUUGGUACAAGUUCCCCCAGCCAAUUGUAGUCGCCGCCUUUUUCAGCAUUGUGGGUGCGUCGCUAUGGAAACUGCACGGCAACUUCCGGACGAUCCUGUCAGAAAAGGUUGGCACCGACAGCGGCGCGGCUGCGCUCCCUAGUGCCGAAUGCCCUGCGAUGCAGGACGGUCACCUGAAAAGUUCUGAAAAGGUGGCGGGUUUGGAGACUAAAAUGUUUUCGGAGAACUUUAGUAUCCUGUCUCCCGGCUUUGCGGGCUUGUUCCCUAUCGUCCUGGCCUGCAUCACCUACGGAACCUCCCCCGAACUGUUUCUGAACCAUCCCUGUCUCUACCUGCUCAUGUUCGGACUCGCCAUCGCGAAGGUCAACAACAAACUCAUCGUCGCACACAUCACAAAAAGUGAAAUGACGGCAUUGGACUCGUCCAUGGUCGGUCCGGGGGUGUUGUUUCUCAGCCAGUGCUGUGGCAGCUUCGUCAGCGGAUAUGCCGUGCUCUGGAUAUGUUUGAUAUUCGUGACCUGUGACCUGGUCCUGUACUGUUUUCUGGUGUGUACGGAAAUCUGCAGCCAUCUGGACAUCUACCCGUUCAGCAUCACCAGCAAACCGUCACAAACGUAACGAGACGGGAAACUGGGUCUCUCUGAGCUCAGCCGGGGAUGUUAUGAUGUAUGCGGGAAUCUCACUGUUCUUACAUUUUCAAUAUCACAAAGAAACGAGAAGAAGCCGAAUGUACGCAGUAGAAUACGAUCCUUGAGUAGUGUAGAUUCCGAGUUAUAUCAUUAUAUCAUGUUGCAUCAUUUAUUGUGACCUGUACUGAACCCAGUGGGUAUGUACAAUAAAGGUCUCCAUUCAUUCAUUGAUGUAGGUUAGACAUCCAGGUAAUAAGAGACGCCAAAAAGUAGUUACUCAAGCAACUGAAUAACUAUGGUUUUCAAAACCAUAUCCAGUUGCUUGAGUAACUACUUUUUGGCAUAUGCGGGCAUCGAUCUCACUGAAGUUUCGAAUAAAUUAACUCAGGGAUACACUAUGGACUUUCCAGACGACUACUCCGUGCACUGUAUUCGAUUGCUGAACAUUGUUUCUGAGCUUCUUUUAUGUGUGCAUCACUUGUACAUGGUAGUUCAUGGUGUCCAUGGAGUUUUAGAGCGGUCUGCCGCCGAAAUGCCAAAAUACACUAGAAUACAUAUAAUGAACGAGGAACUCUACCGGAAUACAGUAUGUUUUGAUAAGUAAACAGAUUUCUGCAGUAUUUACUCAUCUAAGUAUACUGUAUUUUGUUAUAUUUUCUCCUUCUUUAUGCGUAUUCCGUUAUAUUCCGAUCCAUUCCAGUAUUUAUGCGGACUCGUUUUAUCAGUGUGGCACUGGAGCAUAUGCAAAAGUAAAGCUAAGGGCACAACCCGCCGCACGUGCAAUUUUUCCGUACGUUCUUUUGGACGGCCAAGUCCGCCACGUAUUUCUGAAAACGUUCAGGCUGUACAGGGCAGGCGCGUCGCCCAUACUGGCACGUGCGGGGGACGAAUCCGCAGCCCCGACG
Branchiostoma floridae (Florida lancelet) is the source of this 2250-nucleotide messenger RNA. Its product is annotated as choline/ethanolaminephosphotransferase 1-like. The coding region runs from base 129 to 1334 and encodes 401 amino acids. The transcript is spliced from 9 exons. The record is from RefSeq and is a predicted model, not a curated record. Gene Ontology annotation, biological process: phosphatidylethanolamine biosynthetic process. Gene Ontology annotation, cellular component: Golgi apparatus; endoplasmic reticulum membrane. NCBI's taxonomy places the organism in Eukaryota, Metazoa, Chordata, Leptocardii, Amphioxiformes, Branchiostomatidae. Gene Ontology annotation, molecular function: diacylglycerol cholinephosphotransferase activity; ethanolaminephosphotransferase activity.